Messenger RNA from Tetrahymena thermophila SB210, 1545 nucleotides. Its product is annotated as proteasome non-ATPase 26S subunit. Gene Ontology annotation, biological process: proteasome assembly. The transcript has 4 exons. Gene Ontology annotation, cellular component: cytosol. The record is from RefSeq and is a predicted model, not a curated record. Lineage: Eukaryota; Ciliophora; Oligohymenophorea; Hymenostomatida; Tetrahymenidae.
AUGUCAUUAUAGGAAUACACAUAGGAUUUAAAUAAUCUUUGCAAUAAAUUAAUUUAAGUAUAAGAUUUAAAGUUAUUUGUUGAGAAAUACGGUGUUAAAGGAAUAGUAGGAGCAGGUUAUUUAGCUAUAAAUAAUAAAGAUACAUACAUUAAAUCUGAAAGAGUGAUUAAGUAAUGGAUUAAAGAUGAAAAUCUUUAUGAGAAAUUUUUAUUUAGCACUGAUAAAGAUGACUAAGAAGUAGUCAAAUAGAUGCUCUUCCAUUAAUAAACUCAUGUAAGAACUCUUGUUUCUGAGUGCAUAGAAUUUCAUGCAUAUGAUAUUGGCUUAUUUUUAGAAAGAAAUUAAUAAAAUGAACUCUAUCAAUCUUACUUGCUAGUUCUUAUCCAUUUAUUAGCUGAUUAAGAAACAGAAGUCGCCUUAAAGAUUUUGAGAGCGCUCAAAAAAAUGACCAAAAUGGAAAACAAUGUUUAAUUUAUGGAAGAUGAUUUCUGGCUUUAGAAGGUUGAAGAAGGCGUUCAAGCAGCAGAUGAAGUUGUUGCUUUAAGAUUUAUGGAACUUAUUGUUGCAAUGUCAAAUACAAAUGAAAGAAUACACAAUAAAUUAGUUAACAAAGGUUUGCUAGAAAAAUCUAUACAAUUAUAUCAAACUGAUGAUUUGCUUGUGAAGUUAAAUGCAGUAGAAAUAUUUUCUUAUUUCGGAGAGAAAGAUUACAAUUCAAAAUAUCUUGCUGAACAUAAAAUUACCUAAUAAAUUAUUGCAGAGGCCUUCAAUUAAAAAGAAGAAUUGUAUAUUAGAAAAUACUCUAUGUUGCUUGUUGCUAAAAUGAUAGCAAGUUCUGUUAUGAAAUUGACUCCAUAAUUAGCUAAAGAUACUCUAGCUUUUAUUCAACAGCUUAUCCAAUCUAAAUUAUAAGAAGAAAUAUCAUCUGCAUUUGAAAUUAUGUCCUUCAUUUGCAUCAAAUAAGAAGGAGUAAAUUUAAUUGUAAAAGAUAAGAUUGUCCUUAAAACUCUUUUGGACUAUACUUCAAGCACUAAAGUCGAAUUAAGAAAAAAAUGUGUGAAUGUAUUUAGUCAUAUUCUAUUUACAAAUAGUUCAACCCCAAAAAACAAAAAUACUGUGUUUAAUUUAUUGAUGUGUUUUGGUAACUCCUAAAUGGCAAAUUAAAUAAUAAAUUUUGAAAAUUAAUAUGAAAACCUAGAUUAGUUGUAAAAUAGCUUUAAAGUUAUAGAAUAAAAUCUGUUUUCUCCUUUCGAAGAUAUAGAGCUAGAUUACAUGCUUUUACUUAAACAUUGCUUCUUAUAUGAAGAAAUAUGCUUCUAGUAUAUACAAACACCUAAAAGUAUAGAAUACAUGACAUCUCAUCUCUGCAAAAAUAAACUAAUCUUUGAUUUGAAAAGAGAAUUAAGAGAUACUCUCAUCGCCGUUUGUAAGAAGAACUCUAAAAAUAACAAACUCUAUGAAGUAUUUAUUGAUAACUAUUAUAAAGCCUUACAAAAUAAAUCCAAUCCUUCUCAAGAAAUGCAAUACGAAUCUUCUACUUUAUGA